Chenopodium quinoa (quinoa) is the source of this 1012-nucleotide messenger RNA. Its product is annotated as phosphatidylinositol-glycan biosynthesis class F protein-like. Gene Ontology annotation, cellular component: endoplasmic reticulum membrane. Lineage: Eukaryota; Viridiplantae; Streptophyta; Magnoliopsida; Caryophyllales; Amaranthaceae. The transcript has 7 exons. The coding region runs from base 301 to 762 and encodes 153 amino acids. Gene Ontology annotation, biological process: GPI anchor biosynthetic process. The record is from RefSeq and is a predicted model, not a curated record.
UUGGUUCCUGCCGUGUCCAUAUUUUGUUUAAUCGAAAAAGGUACACAAUCAUAAUAGUCUCCCUUUUAGACAUCAGUGCUCAAAAAAAUACUGUAAAAAUCAAAUCUUUCAAAUUGCACAAAUCUCAAUCUUGGACAUUCAUCAAUUAAUUUUCUCCACGAUCUCCAUUGAUAUUUCUAUCCUCCAUUGAAGCAGCUUCUCAGAAGUCUUUGAUGUUAGGAAGGAGCUAUGAAAUUGGAACAAUUGAAUUAAAUUUGGUUGUUAAUGUGUUGCAGAACCCUUUAAUGUUAGGACAGAGCUAUGACAUUUGACAUUUUCUGUCAGUUCUCGAAGGCGGUAGGACGAGGCCUACUGGGGCUUCUUGCAGGGGCCUUGGUGUUUGCUCUUGGAGCUAUUAGCUUGGGUGCUCCAGUUGGCUCAAAGUAUACGCUGAGCACAAUUAAAUGGUCUCUGCUGAUGUCAUCACUUACGUUCUUACCGGCUGCUGCUAUUUUCGGUGCAUCAUGGGUAGACUGGCAACGUAUAUUUGUUAAAACUAGGCCAACAGGAUUUGUUGAGUAUAUGGUUUGCCUUCCAGCACAUGGUGUUAUCAUUGGCUCCUGGUUUGGGGCCUGGCCAAUGCCACUUGAUUGGGAAAGGCCAUGGCAGGAAUGGCCCAUCUGUGUGGCGUAUGGAGCGCUCCUUGGCUAUCUGAUUGGCGUGGUGGCAUCUUUUGUGUUAUAUUUUCAUAGUCGUCGGAGACAGUGUGUCAAAGUAGACUAGGUUAUGUACUUCUCUUCUAUUUCAUGUUUUUCUAACCUUACCAAUUUUUCUUUCUUUUUUUAGUUAUCAAAAGAACAACCAAAAGUAGACGACACUUACCAGGUUCAUGUAAUUGACCUGGUGAGGCUUAGAUAAGGUAUGGUUAGGUUUAGCAAUUUUAAUAUAGUUUGGAAAUAUGUUUUGAAUCUAAUACUAAUUGAAAUAGUUAUCACUUUAUAAUUUAUAUGCUCUUAAAUCUGAGUUUUAUGUU